AUGAAGUUAGACAUACAGCCAUCGUUAGCAUCCUUAAAAGACUACAUUAAAGAAAACGAUCCUGCUCAGCAUGUAAACAUGUAUCCUAUUUAUGCUUAUGUACCAGCAGCAGCAGCUGAAAUAGCUUCUCCGCACAUUGCAUAUUUAAAAUUGUGCAAAUUAAACGACCCUAAAAGAUCCCCAUCUUUUUUAUUGGAAAGCGCCGCUGGUAAUCAAUUAGGUAGGUAUUCUUUUAUUGGAUAUAACCCUAAAAAAUGCAUUAAAACUGGCCCAAACACUGAAAACGGCGAGGUUGAUCCACUAAUUUUGUUACAACAAGAAAUGAGUAAAUAUAAACUAGCUGAAAAUGUUCCUGGGUUACCUGUUUUAAGUGGGGGUUGCAUUGGUUAUAUCUCCUAUGACUGUAUCAAAUAUUUCGAGCCAACAACCAGAAACGAUGAUUUGAAAGAUGUUUUACAUUUGCCUGAAAGUAUACUAAUGUUAUUUGAUACUAUUAUUGCCUUUGAUAAUGUUUUCCAGAGAUUUCAAAUAAUACAUAAUAUUGAUAUCAGCAGUACUGAUAAUUUAGCUUCAGUUUAUGAGGAAAGUUGUAAAAUUAUUCAAUCUUUAGCAAACCAGUUAUUAGCCCCCGAUAACGAGCAUAGUUAUGAGCCAAUUCAAGGUCCAAUUAAAUUGGAUCAAACUUUUACUUCUAAUAUUGGUCAAGAAGGUUAUGAAAACCAUGUUGCGCAAUUAAAAGGUCAUAUCAAAAAGGGUGACAUUAUUCAGGCCGUUCCAUCUCAAAGAGUUGCUAGACCAACGAGUUUACAUCCAUUUAAUAUAUACAGACAAUUGCGUACAGUUAAUCCUUCGCCAUAUAUGUUUUAUAUUGAUUACUUAGACUUCCAAGUCAUUGGUGCAUCACCUGAAUUGUUAUGUAAGUCUGACUCAAAAAAUAAAGUGAUUACCCAUCCUAUUGCUGGCACCAUUAAAAGAGGUAGGACCACAGAGGAGGACGAUCUUUUGGCUGCGGAAUUAUCAUCAAGCCUAAAAGACAGGGCAGAGCAUAUCAUGUUAGUCGACUUAGCGCGCAACGAUAUCAAUAGAGUCUGCAACCCACUAUCCACAAGUGUCGAUAAAUUAUUGACAGUGCAGAAAUUUUCCCAUGUUCAGCAUUUGGUCAGUGUGGUUAGCGGUACAUUAAGAGAAGAUAAAACAAGAUUCGAUGCAUUCAGAUCCAUAUUCCCAGCAGGGACAGUUAGCGGCGCUCCAAAAGUCAAAGCUAUGGAGCUAAUCGGUAAAAUUGAGGGAGAAAAGAGAGGUUGUUAUGCUGGUGCAGUUGGCCAUUGGUCUUAUGAUGGUAAAAGCAUGGAUACGUGUAUUGCUUUGAGAACAAUGGUCUAUAAAAAUGGUAUAGCUUAUUUGCAAGCUGGUGGUGGUAUUGUUUUUGAUAGUAAUGAAUAUGAUGAAUAUAUUGAAACUAUGAACAAAAUGAAGGCUAAUCAUAAUACUAUUUUAGAGGCCGAGAAGUAUUGGGCUGAGAAAGUGGGAAGUUUGUAA
This is a messenger RNA of Saccharomycodes ludwigii, 1539 nucleotides long. RefSeq names its product anthranilate synthase TRP2 (gene TRP2). Gene Ontology annotation, molecular function: anthranilate synthase activity. The coding region runs from base 1 to 1539 and encodes 512 amino acids. NCBI's taxonomy places the organism in Eukaryota, Fungi, Ascomycota, Saccharomycetes, Saccharomycodales, Saccharomycodaceae. Gene Ontology annotation, biological process: L-tryptophan biosynthetic process. The transcript has a single exon. The record is from RefSeq and is a predicted model, not a curated record.